This is a messenger RNA of Rhopalosiphum maidis (corn leaf aphid), 3563 nucleotides long. It is a transcript of the gene Elk, whose product is annotated as potassium voltage-gated channel subfamily H member 8. The transcript has 16 exons. Bases 99 to 3563 code for a protein of 1154 amino acids. The record is from RefSeq and is a predicted model, not a curated record. Gene Ontology annotation, molecular function: voltage-gated potassium channel activity. NCBI's taxonomy places the organism in Eukaryota, Metazoa, Arthropoda, Insecta, Hemiptera, Aphididae. Gene Ontology annotation, biological process: potassium ion transmembrane transport; regulation of membrane potential. Gene Ontology annotation, cellular component: membrane.
CGAUCGGCGCCACUUCCACCGCUGCCGCCGCCGCCGCCGCCGUCGCCGCGUUAUCCGUGCGCGCGCGUGUACCAUAUUCUCUCGUCAGGGUAUAACAAAUGCCUGCCAGAAAAGGAUUAUUGGCGCCUCAGAAUACAUUUCUGGAUACAAUCGCGACACGGUUCGAUGGCACACAUAGUAAUUUCGUGCUCGGAAAUGCUCAAGUGCCAUCACUGUAUCCGAUAGUGUACUGUUCAGACGGAUUCUGCGAACUCACUGGGUUUGCGCGGGCGCAAAUUAUGCAGAAAGGCUGCGCCUGUAAGUUUCUUUUUGGUCCGGAUACUAGUGAUGACCAUGUUUCACAGAUUGAAAAGGCAUUGGAAUGCAAAGCUGAACUAAAACUGGAAUUGAUUUUCUACAAAAAAAAUGGAUCUCCGUUCUGGUGUUUGCUGGACAUUGUGCCGAUCAAAAAUGAAAAACGAGAAGUGGUGUUGUUCCUGGCUUCGCAUAAAGACAUCACGCACACGAAAAUGGCAGAAAUGCACGUGGGCAUGGACUACGAUCCAGAGGAAGCCGAACCCGAAGAACCUGAACCCGCAAGUAACGCGUACGGACGACGGAGAAGCAGAGCCGUCCUUUACCAAUUAUCUGGCCAUUAUAAGAGUGAUAAACCAAAAGCUGGCAAGCUGAAACUGAACAACACAUUGUUGCAGGGCUCAUCUGCACCGCUACCGGAAUACAAAACGUCAGCCCUGAAAAAAUCCCGAUGGGUAUUAUCGCACUAUGGGGUGUUCAAAACUUGCUGGGAUUGGCUGAUACUGAUAGCCACGUUCUACGUUGCAAUCGUUGUACCAUACAACGCCAGUUUCGUCAACACGGACAAACCGUCCAUGGUCAGUGACGUGGUCGUCGAGUCGCUUUUUAUAGUCGAUAUUCUGUUCAAUUUCCGAACGACGUUCGUCAACAAAAAAGGCGAAGUAGUGUCUGAUUCCAAAACGAUCGCUUUCAAUUACUUGAAGAGCUGGUUCGUGGUAGAUUUAUUCGCUGCUCUGCCUUUCGACCUGUUGUACGCAUCGGACGUUUACAGCGGAGACGAAGCUGGUUCAGGACAGGUUCAUUUAUUAAAGCUGACCAGACUGCUGAGGUUAGCGAGACUGUUGCAAAAGAUCGAUAGGUAUUCGCAAUACGGUGGUAUGAUUCUCACACUGUUGAUGCUCCUAUUUACAUUAGUUGCACAUUGGUUUGCGUGCAUAUGGUAUGUGAUCGCAGAAAGCGAACGCCACGAAAAAGGAAGAGAUUGGGAUCUAGGAUGGAUGAACACACUCGCAGAACGUCUUCAUAAGGACGUGGACAAUGUGACACAUUCAGAGGCGUACAUAACUUCGUUAUAUUUCACGUGUUCUAGUCUAACGAGCGUCGGAUUCGGUAACGUUUCGGCCACUACUGGUGCCGAGAAAAUAUUCAGUAUUAUCACAAUGUUGAUUGGAGCCUUGAUGCACGCGGUGGUAUUCGGUAAUGUGACGGCCAUCAUCCAGCGUAUGUACUCCCGACGAUCACUGUACCAGAGCAAGUGGCGGGAUCUCAAAGACUUCUUAACGCUACACCAGGUGCCUAGCGAGUUAAAGCACAGAAUGCAGGACUAUUUUCAGACAAUGUGGUCGCUAAACCAUGGUAUCGACAUACAUGAGACGCUAAAAGAAUUUCCAGAGGAGCUCAGAGGCGAUGUUUCCAUGCACUUGCAUAGAGAGAUACUGCAACUGCCCAUUUUCGAGUCCGCUUCACAGGGCUGUCUGAAACUGUUAUCGUUGCACAUCCGGAGCAAUUUUUGCGCUCCGGGUGAAUAUCUCAUCCACAAAGGUGAUGCUCUCACAUCUAUCUAUUAUCUAUGUAAUGGAUCCAUGGAAGUCGUACAGAAUGGCAUGGUCGUCGCCAUUUUAGGCAAAGGUGAUUUAGUUGGAUGCGAUAUUAGUAUGUGGCUAGGCCAAGGCAGUGGUUCGGGUAAUUCAGGCGUUGUCGCUGGUGGUGGGACCACUGGUGGUGGCGCAGGAGGUGACACGGUGGUCAAGUCUAGUUGCGAUGUCAAAGCUCUAACUUAUUGCGACCUGAAGUGCAUUAAUGUGCUGGGUUUGGUAGAAGUUUUGCGGCUUUACCCAGAGUACCAACAGGAGUUUGCAAACGACAUACAACAUGACUUGACGUACAACAUACGUGAAGGAUACGAGGCCGAAGAGAUCGAUCAAAAUGGUAUAACGACGUUAACGUUACCAUCAAUAAGCGAAGACGACGAAAACUUGCAAGAAGAAUGUGACGGAUCUCCAAAAUCACCACCUUCUAGAUCACCAUUGCACUCCAGUUAUAGCCCAAGUAGACAUAACCUCAAUAAACUAUCUCAAAACAGAUCAAGAACGCUGCCUCGAAGUGAUAUCGAACACAGAAAAGUCAAUGUUGACAGGCUGGACACACAAGUUACUUCACUUCAUUAUCACGUUGCGACUUUAAGCCAAGAGGUGAAAAACGCCAUACAAGCGCUGCAGGAGCUGGCGACGACCAGUUCGAGCGUGCGGUAUCCGUACCCGUUGCCGGCCAGGUCGAACCCGGACCUGCCGGAGAACGUGAAACGGCCGCAGACGGCGCUGCUUCAGCGGAGCUCGUCGCACCCGCCCGAAGUGUUCGGCUGGGACGGGACCGUGUACGACAGCCCGGCGCAUCAGUCGCACCACCAGUACGGCCUGCACCACCUGCACCACCAACACCACCUGCAGCACCACCAGCAGCAGCAACACUACCACCACCACCACCACCACCAACCGCACCACCACCCGUACCAGCAGUCGAACCAGCAGCAGUGCGUGCCGUAUCAGCACCACUCCAGCGGCGGCACCAUUUUCGCGCACUCGUCGUCGUCGCCGCAGCCGCACCAACAGCAACUGCAGCAGCCACGCUACUACCACAGGUCGUCGGUGGCCAGCACGGCAGACGUGGCCGUGCAGACGGACGUUUCGGGCGUGGACGUGUUCGAGCGGUUCGUCAAAGCGCACCGGUCACUCGUGCUCGAGUGGCUCAACGAGAGCGACCACGUGGCCGUCACGGUGUACGACGACGAUGCCGCGGACGGCGACGGCGGCGACGGCAUCGGGAGACGACGGGACGAACGGUCUCCGUCUUCGUCGUCUUCCGCGGCGUCUUCGUGCUCGUCGCCGCCGCGGCAAGAGCGCGACGCUCUCGUGGUCGCCACUGCCCCGGUCGCCGCGGCCGACGACACUCCCGCGACGGCCGCCGACAAUCCCCCGGCCGGUCGGGACGACUCGCGCGAGUGGUACACCGUGGCCAGCCCAUUGGUCGCCGGUGUCAGCGAGGACAGCGGCGGCGGCGGCGACAGCGGAGGCGGUGACGAGGACGACGGCGGCAGUGGCCACGAGUCCAUCGAGAUGACGGACAUGACACCCGGUGCUACCGCGACCAACGCUUCCGGUCCCAUCACGAGCCCCAAGUUCCAUCCUCUAGUUCACGAAAACGAAGAAAAUGAUGAUGACGAAAACCUCAUCCCUGAUGGAAAUGACUCUAGUAAUGGUGAUACCAUGUAA